GCCCACAACGCGGCGGGGGGGGGAGUCUCCGGGUGUGUGUGUGUGUGUGUGUGUGUGUGUGUCCGUGCCGGUGUGCGCCCUCCGGGAUCGCCCGCCUCCCUCCCGCCGCUCCCUCUCUCUUUGUGCAACCGCCGCCCCACGGGAGUCUGGGCGAGCCCCGCGGGGAACCGCUCCGUCAUCUCCAUCACCAUGAGCCUCUUCAACCUGGACUCGCUUCCGCUUCGAGAAGAGGAACAAAAACCUGGGCCAGCCCAGGUGGAUUCGCCCGCUUCUGGCACCAAUGAAGAUGCAGAGACAGGAGGGGGAUAAAGCACCAGGCCAGUACCCCAGAGUCCGAUAUGACAGACAAAACGGAAGACUCCAGUGUCCCAGAAACUCCAGAGGCUGAAAGAAGGACAAGUUUAUCUUAUUUCAAGAAUCCAAGAGGAGUACAAUUCAUUGAUUUGUCAUCUGAUGCUGAAGAUGUUGGAUCCCCAAACUGUUCCAAUAAUAACCAAGUUGAAAUUCCCAAAAAAGAACCCGUGAUUAUAAUUUCGGAGCCAUCUGAAGAUGAACAAUCUGAAGAUGUGUCCCGUGAAACGGCAGCUAGAAAUGUUGGCCAAGUUCUAGAGUCGGACUACAUCAAAGAUGCAAAGCUCCAAACUCUGAAGGAACUCUUCCCUCGAAGAAGUGACAAGGAAUUAACUCAGGUGAUUGAAUCAACAAGUACAAUGGAUGGAGCAAUAGCUGCCGCUCUGAUGGUGUUUAAUGAGGAAGCUGCACCUCGAAAAAGAAAAUUAGAUUCAUCUUCUGAGGAUAGCUCCCAAGAUGAUGACACCAAUGAUGAGCAAAUUAUAAAAAAGAAAAGAGUCAAUCCUCUAGACGCAUCCAUUGAUUCUGCUGGAUCAGAAGAUGAAUGGGAAAAGCAGGAAGCUAUAGUACUGAAACUGCAAAAUGAAUUUCCAAACUUGGACAAAGAGGAACUAAGGGAUGUACUCAAGGAACAUGAUUGGAUGUUUAAUGAAGCCUUGGAAUCACUAAGAGUAUUUGCAGAAGAUCCAGAAGCAGAUCCCCAACAGCCUUCCCCAAGCGAAGUUCCAAAUGGCAAAGAAGUCUCUACAAAUAGGGAAAAUCAUCACAAAAACAAUACUAAAGUGAAGUUGAAGCAGAAAUAUGCCGAGAAGACCCAGAACGGCUUUAACAAAAAAGAAAAAGGCAGAAAAAUUGUUUGGAACCCUAAAAGAGAAAUACAGGAUUCUGAAUCCGAAUCUGGCUCCGAAGGUGGCAGCUCCCUAGAUGAGGACUACAGCAGUGGUGAUGAAGUGAUGGAGGAUGGCUACAAAGCUAAAAUCCUUCACUUCCUACAGGAUGCUUCCCUUGGCGAACUGACUCUGAUCCCUCAGUGCUCGCAAAAAAAGGCUCAGAAGAUAACAGAGCUCCGGCCCUUUAACAGUUGGGAAGCUCUGUUCACAAAAAUGUGCAAGACAAAUGGCCUGUCAGAGGAUUUAAUAUGGCACUGUAAAACUUUGAUCCAAGAAAGAGACGUUGUUAUAAGGCUUAUGAACAAAUGUGAAGACAUUUCAAAAAAACUGACAAAGCAGGUGACAAGACUCACUGAAAAUGGUGCUGGAUGGAACAUAGAGCAGCCUUCUAUUCUAAACCAAAGUUUGUCUCUGAAGCCAUAUCAGAAAAUUGGUUUGAAUUGGCUCGCAUUGCUACAUAAACAUGGACUGAAUGGCAUUUUAGCUGAUGAAAUGGGUUUGGGCAAAACAAUUCAAGCCAUUUCCUUCCUGGCAUACCUCUACCAGCAGGAUAAUAAAGGCCCUCAUCUGAUUGUCGUUCCUGCUUCAACUUUAGACAACUGGAUAAGGGAGGUCAAUCUGUGGUGCCCUGACCUUAAUGUUCUUUUUUAUUAUGGCUCUCAAGAGGAUCGCAAGCAGAUUAGAUAUGACAUUCAUAAUAAAGUUGUAGACUUCAAUGUGAUCGUAACCACGUACAAUUGUGCCAUCAGCAGUGCAGAUGAUCGUAGUUUAUUUCGACGUCUGAAACUUGACUAUGCGAUCUUUGAUGAGGGCCAUAUGCUGAAGAAUAUGAGUUCUGUACGCUACCAGCACCUUAUGACCAUAAAUGCGAAGAAUCGUUUGCUGCUAACAGGUACUCCUGUUCAGAAUAAUCUGUUGGAACUAAUGUCUCUCUUGAAUUUUGUCAUGCCUCAUAUGUUCAGUAGUAGCACCAGUGAAAUCCGAAGAAUGUUCUCUUCCAAAGCAAAAUCAGCUGAAGAACAAAGUAUAUAUGAGAAAGAGAGAAUUGCUCAUGCCAAGCAAAUUAUAAAGCCAUUUAUUCUUAGAAGAGUAAAAGAAGAGGUCCUUAAGCAGCUACCUCCCAAAAGGGAUCGCAUCGAGUUGUGUGCCAUGUCAGAAAAACAGGAGCAGCUCUACUAUGACCUUUUCAACAAAAUGAAGAAAUCUAUCCACAGCAUUGAGAAAAAUACAGAAAUGGGCAAUGUCAUGAUGCAGCUAAGAAAAAUGGCUAAUCAUCCUUUAUUACAUCGCCAAUAUUACACAGCUGAAAAACUCAAGACAAUGUCAAAGCUUAUGCUAAAGGAACCCACGCAUUGUGAUGCUAAUCCUGACCUCAUUUUUGAAGACAUGGAAGUUAUGACGGACUUUGAGCUGCAUUUACUUUGUAAACAGUAUGGGCAUAUCAGUGACUUCAAGUUAGAAAUGGAUUUGAUUUUGGAUUCUGGAAAAUUCAAAACAUUGGAAUAUAUUUUGUCUGAACUGAAGCAAAAGGGUGACAGAGUUGUACUCUUUAGCCAGUUUACAAUGAUGUUGGACAUCUUAGAGGUUCUUCUAAAGCAUCACCAGCACAGAUAUCUUAGAUUGGAUGGAAAGACUCAGAUUUCUGAAAGAAUACAUCUAAUAGAUGAGUUCAAUACAGAUAUGGGCAUCUUCGUGUUCCUGCUGUCAACGAAAGCGGGUGGCCUUGGGAUAAAUCUCACAUCAGCAAACGUGGUGAUCCUGCAUGAUAUUGAUUGCAAUCCUUAUAAUGAUAAGCAGGCAGAGGAUCGAUGUCAUAGAGUGGGUCAGACUAAGGAAGUACAAGUUAUAAAACUAAUAAGCCAAGGGACGAUUGAAGAAUCCAUGCUUAAGAUCAACCAACAUAAGUUGAAGCUAGAACAAGAUAUGACCACGGCAGAUGAAGGAGAUGAAGGAACCAUGCCCGCAGAUAUAGCCACUUUACUAAAAACGUCAUUAGGGCUCUAAAUUCAAGGGGAUGCCAGUCCCCCCCGAGAAGAAAACAUCAAUGUGGUGCACUCCGGAACUUUUACAUUAUGAUGGUCAUGGGUUUUAUGAACAUUUAUAACUUUUUGUAAUUUCCAUACUGUAUUUCUCAUGGUAUUGAAGUUUUUUGCCACUAACGGAAUUCUCCAGAUCCCUGAAACUGAAAAUCUAUCAACGCCACAAAAAUGUAGUACUUAUGAUGUUGAAUAACCUAUUUUACAGAAGUUUUCCAAAUGGAGAUUAGGUGGUGAUUGUUUGUAACAGAUCUGCUAAAUGCUUUAGAUAUGUCAGUAUUUUUGUAAUAUUUCUACCUCCAAAUAUAUAUAUAUAUAUACAUAUAUAUAUAAAAUUCUGUCUUUCACUGGAUAAUGUGUGUAGAUUUUUACAUGUGCCUUAUUUGACAAUGCUCAUGUCUUGUUGUUGCUUGUCUUAACUUGUUCAAAGUACUGUUUUUGUAUUACCGUAGACAAAGAAUAAAAUUGUAUAGAUUGCGUAGCUUUAGUUUGAUGGCUAUUCAAUGAAACAGGUGUGAACUGUUAUCCGUAAGAGUGGGGCCAGAAAUCUCUGAUGAGAAGAUUCUCUUCCCCUUGCUCCCUCACAAGCACUUUCCCAAGAAGAGCUACUGUGUGUGGAAAACCGUGAGAUGUUCGCCCACUUCUGUAUUUAAAAAAAAAAAAAAGCAAAAAAAAAAAACCCCUUCCUGCUCCAUGAACCUUGUUUGUCUUUAUCGCUCUCUCUAGUUGUACAGCCAAGUCAGCUUACUUUAGGGUGUGUUUCUUGGGUUCUCAGCUCAGCCUUCCGCUGAUCCAGACGCUAGUUGGAAGCAGAUCUUGCUCCCUAAGUGACCAUUCAUUCUGCCAUAUCUCCGUGCACCAACGGCACACUGCUGAAACAUUCAGCCAGUGCAGACUCCUGGAAAGCUACUUCCCGCUGAGGGGAAAUACCAGAGCACCUUUGUGCUGCAAAGGAAAUCCACGUGCUCAACACAAAUCCUAGCCUGAAGGGCUGUGGUCUCCCCUCAAUGCGUUGUCGGGUAAAAUUUACCUCUUCCAGAUCUGGGGACGAUGCAACUCCUGGUGAGAAAGCCACCGGUCAGCCUCAGCUCAGGCUGCCAGGGGCCAUGAUGAAAAAAUUGGGAAAUUAAAGUUGUUCGGUAGCUAAUCUCGGAAAUCUUUUUUUUUAAAAAAAAUUUGCCUACUGUUAGUCAAACUGCUGUUUUUAUUGUACAUCUAUUUCUUUGUAUAACGUGAGCUUUCUGUAUUUUUAUUUUUAUUCUGUACAUAUUAUAAAUAAACUUUAUUUAUAAAUGGGAA
Messenger RNA from Ornithorhynchus anatinus (platypus), 4576 nucleotides. RefSeq names its product SWI/SNF-related, matrix-associated actin-dependent regulator of chromatin, subfamily a, containing DEAD/H box 1 (gene SMARCAD1). The transcript has 24 exons. Gene Ontology annotation, cellular component: nucleus. Gene Ontology annotation, molecular function: ATP binding; ATP-dependent chromatin remodeler activity; DNA binding. NCBI's taxonomy places the organism in Eukaryota, Metazoa, Chordata, Mammalia, Monotremata, Ornithorhynchidae. The record is from RefSeq and is a predicted model, not a curated record. The coding region runs from base 339 to 3245 and encodes 968 amino acids.